AUGAUCGUGGGGUGCCUGGCGUCAGCGUCCGGGGCCCAGGACGAGCACCCCAGGGUGCAGGAGGCCUUGGCGGGCCUGAUGCGCCACAUAGAGCGGGAGAAGCUCCUCUUACAAGAGCUGGAGCGCCAGCAGGAGUUGACCGCUCAGGCAAAGGCGCAGCGCAGGCAACUCCAUAAAGUGAAGAUGGAGAAACAAAUGCUGCUGCAGGAGGAAGUGCAGCAGCUGGAGGCUGAGCUUGCCCUGCAGCAGCAGCGGGCAAGCGAGGCCCAAGCACAGGCACCCUCCAGGCUGCGCUUUCUGAGAGCAGAAAUCCAACAGGCGGCGGAGCUCAGGCGGCAGGAAGCCAAGGAGGCGAACAAGGCGACCCGCCGCCUGUGCGAGGCACUGACAGAGGGCCGAGGGGACAUGCGUCAGCUGUGCCGCGGCGCACACCUGGGCAUGUCCCCAGAGCUGGCCCAGGUGCUUCACUGGCUGGAGCAGCAACAGGAUGACAGGGCUGACAGGAAGCACCACAGCAUAUCCUGGCCGCUCGUCAAGCUGGCUGCUUUUCUUCACUUGGCGCUCAUCCACCACCUUCAAAAACAGAAUAAAACAUCUGCCACCACCUCCCAACACAACACAACACAUCCGCCACCACCUCCCAACACAACACAACACAUCUGCCACCACCUUCCAACACAACACAACACAUCUCCCACCACCUCCCAACACAACACAAUACUUCUACCACCACCUCCGAACACAGCACAACAUAUCCUCCACCGCCUCCCAACACAACACAACAUAACACAUUACCCACUACCUCCAAACACAACACAGCACAACACAUCCUCCACCACCUUCCAACACAACACAACACAACACAACACAUCUGCCACCACCUCCCAACACAACACAACACAGCACAUAUGCCACCACCUCCAAACACAACACAACACAACACAUCUGCCACCACUUCCCAACAUAACGCAACACAACACAUCUGCCACCACCUGCCAACACAACAUAACACAUCUGCCACCACCUCCCAACACAACACAGCACAUCUGCCACCACCUCCCUACAAAACACAACACAUCUGCCACCAUCUCCCUACAAAACACAACACAUCUGCCACCACCUCCCAACACAACACAUCUGCCACCACCUUCCAACACAACAAAACACAUCUACCACCAGCUCCCAUCACAACACAACACAUCUGCCACCACCUUCCAACACAACACAACAAAACACAUCUACCACCAGCUCCCAACACAACACAACACAUCUGCCACCACCUCCCAACGCAACACAAAACAUCAGCCACCACCUUCCAACACAACACAAAACAUCUGCCACCACCUCCCAACACAACACAACACAUCUGGCACCACCUCCCUCCUCCCAACACAACACAACAUACAUAUCUGCCACCACCUCCCAACACAACACAACACAUCAGCCACCACCUUCCAACACAACACAAAACAUCUGCCACCACCUCCCAACACAACACAGCACAUCUGCCACCACCUCCCAACACAAAACAAAACAUCAGGCACCACCUUCCAACACAAUACAACACAUCUGCCACCACUUCCCAACACAACACAACACAUCUGCCACCACCUCCCUACACAACACAACACAUCUGCCACCACCUCCCAACACAACACAAAACAUCCGCCACCACCUCCCAACACAACGCAACACAUGAACCACCACCUCCCAACACAACACAACACAGAAGCCACCACCUCCCAACAUAACACAGCACAACACAUCUGCCACCACCUCCCAACACAACACAACACAUCCGCCACCACCUCCCAACACAACAUAACAGAUCUGCCACCACCUCCGAACACAACACAACACAUCUCCCACCACCUCCCAACACAACACAAUACAUCUACCACCACCUCCGAACACAGCACAACAUAUCCUCCACCGCCUCCCAACACAACACAACACAACACAUUACCCACCACCUCCAAACACAACACAACACAACACAUCUGCCACCAGCUCCCAACACAACGCAACACAUCAGCCACCACCUUCCAACACAACACAAAACAUCUGCCACCACCUCCCAACACAACACAUCUGCCACCACCUCCCAACACAACACAGCACAACUCAUCUGCCACCACCUCCUAACACAACACAACACAU
This is a messenger RNA of Scylla paramamosain (green mud crab), 2160 nucleotides long. RefSeq names its product mucin-2-like. The record is from RefSeq and is a predicted model, not a curated record. The transcript has 3 exons. Lineage: Eukaryota; Metazoa; Arthropoda; Malacostraca; Decapoda; Portunidae. Bases 1 to 2145 code for a protein of 714 amino acids.